CGAGGGGGAGGGGGUGUCCCGUCGGCACGCGCAGACAGCGCAGACAGCAGGGAGCAGCUGCAGCAGGAGGACCUGGUAAUCAUUUACUCCAUUGCAAGUCACAUAUUCCUAUUUAGCUUAAAAUUCUAGAACCACAUUGUAUCAACGACAUCUAAAAUGGUAGAUCGUGAGCAACUGGUGCAGAAAGCCAGGCUGGCUGAACAGGCAGAGAGAUAUGAUGAUAUGGCAGCUGCCAUGAAAUCGGUCACAGAGCUGAACGAGGCUUUGUCCAAUGAGGAGAGGAACCUUCUUUCGGUGGCCUAUAAGAACGUGGUCGGGGCGCGGCGUUCUUCCUGGCGUGUCAUCUCCAGCAUCGAGCAGAAGACCUCGGCCGACGGCAACGAGAAGAAGAUUGAGAUGGUGAGGGCCUACCGGGAGAAGAUCGAGAAGGAGCUGGAGGCCGUGUGCCAGGACGUGCUCAACCUCCUGGACAACUUCCUCGUCAAGAACUGCAAUGAGACCCAGCACGAGAGCAAGGUGUUCUACCUAAAGAUGAAGGGAGACUACUACCGCUACCUGGCCGAGGUGGCCACCGGCGAGAAGAGGGCUACCGUGGUAGAGUCCUCCGAGAAGGCCUACAGCGAGGCCCACGAGAUCAGCAAGGAGCACAUGCAGCCCACCCACCCCAUCCGCCUGGGCCUGGCUCUCAACUACUCCGUGUUCUACUACGAGAUCCAGAACGCCCCCGAGCAGGCCUGUCACCUGGCCAAGACCGCCUUCGACGACGCCAUCGCCGAGCUGGACACCCUCAACGAGGACUCCUACAAAGACUCCACUCUCAUCAUGCAGCUGCUACGAGACAACUUGACACUGUGGACGAGCGACCAGCAGGAUGACGAGGGAGGGGAGGCCAACAACUAAAGAGUCCGAGCUCCUGGUCCCCCAACACACACAACACGCGCGCUCACAAAUGACAAGUAAAAAAAUACAAAGUUCAUAGAAAUAAAAAAUGGGGCCGGUGGAAAUAUCGGCAGCCACUUUUGCUGAUGAUACCGCAGCUGCAGUUCUUUAUUUUUCCACAAAUUUAAAGUGAAAGAAAGAGAGUUCAAAGAGGAGUAGGAGAGAAGAAUUUAAGUUUAAGAAUUACUUAAGUAACAAAAUAAGACCCCUCCUUAGCAACAGUUGCCAAAACAUCACUUAGAGGGCAGAGGUUCUGUCAGGCAGUGGGGCUAUUGGGUUAAAGUGACCGCCUUGAGCUGGCAUAGUCUUCUAACUUCUCCAAGGUGGAGAUGUUUAAUUGUACAAGGUUCGGGAGGAGCUUUUAAAAUCUUAGGAGAAGUUUGGUUCUUGAGCAAGAAGAAAAUCAAGCUAUAUAGCGAGUAAAACCUUGGGCGCUAUCGCAUUUCUAAAAGAAUGAGUUUAGCAAAUGGGUUGCUGAGAGUGAGACAAGGUGUUGUUGAUGAAACAAGUCACCUGAGAGAUAAUAGCUUAAUGGAAUAUAAGUUGCACCACACAAGGAGAAUUGUGUGGAAGCUGUUUGUCUCUGUGACAGAACAUUCAUAACCAGUUUUGUUCCCACUGUGCUAGAUACGUGUCAAGCCCUGAUAGUCAUACUUAAUACAGUCAGUAAACCAGUACAGCAUAUCCAUCUCAUGAUCCUCAUGAUACAUACACACAUGCAUUUUUUUCCGGGCACCUGAAUAUUAUUGUGAGUAUCAUUAUUAUAACGUUAACAUUGAAUGUCCUGGGUCAAACAAUACAGAAGACACAAACAUUUUAAGUCGCAUAAAUGAAGUAACUGAAAAUUGUAUUCAACAAUUUACUACCCCAGGAUAACUAAAUCUUGUGCUUAAAAAUAUUUAGCUUGAUUCCGUUCAUCCCCGAAAUGACUCACAGAGUCGACAGGAAACGCUCUAUUAACGGACUAAUUACAAUUUGAGGAUAGAGCACUGGAAAUGUCAACUGUAAGAUUAUCUAAAAGUAACUUUUAGGUUUGUGGAUUUCCUUUUGUAUCCAUUUGUUCAAUUGCCAAGAAAUGCACUUGCCUAUAAUACUGUCUCUUCAGUGUUAAACUGCUCCAAUAUUCUCCAUAAUACAAUUAUGUGCAUGCUGGUAAAAUAUUUCUAUACAGUAGCUUGACUUAAUUAACUUAUAUUGUAGAUGUUAUGUAUUCAUACAAAUAUGAAAUUAGUAGACUUUUGAUUAUUUUCUAUUUAUUACUUUGAUCGAUUUUUCUCUCCCGUGUUUUCUUCGCUCCAUGUUCUGAAGUAUGCUAUACCAAAACAGUGAUUGCUAACAAUAAAUUGAUGUGUUAUUGACAUUUCUGUGGUGACAUGCAAUUCUUUGCUGACAGAGGGGAGGGGAGAAAAACAUAAUUUGAAAAAAAAUAACAGAUUUAUGUUUUGUUUGUCUAUAAGCUUUUUUGUUUAUGCCAUUUCUGUCAGAUUAUGCAGAGAUGUUUCUAGAAUGGCUCUGUGUUUAUGUAAGGUUUAUUCAUGGAGAAUCAUUUGUUUCUUACACUUGUUUCACUUUCAGGGUUCUAAUGCGUGACCUUAAAUGUGAAUUAUUAAUGGUUGAACCAGAAAAAAACGGAAGAAAUAGUGUUGACAAAGUCAAUAAUCUUGAAUGAUUAAAUUCCCUGAACUAUAUUUAAAUUCGACAAUUAUGUAAUCCAUUUCAACAUGGGGCUUUGUUUUUUAUAAAUGUGCUUCGCAUUCAUUGUCAUUUUUGAAGAAUUUGUUGAGACCAAUUUUCAUGGUCUGGGCUAUAUUGUGUAAGAUGGGACAGGCAGACAUAUGAGUAUAUAUUGUACACUAAAUAUAACUAUAUGAAGAGUUUUCAUAGUAUAAUAUAUAAUGGAUUUAAUAUAAUAUGCAUGGUUCUUUGGGAGAUGUUGGGACAGGAACUGCAGAGACAGAGUAGUAUUAGAAUGCACAGCUGCUUUAAACCAUCCUCUGGGGCCAUCUCAGUUUCAUGGGGGCCUUCAAAUGUUGCUUCUAGUCGGAUUUCUGGCAUGUGGUCAUCACUGACAGUUAGGCAGCCAUUUCAAAGCUGGAUGCUUGCUAAUUCAAGGCAACAUUAAGAUUGAAAUCUACUACUGUCGCGUUGGAUAGCCCCCCAGCUGCAAAACCCUGGAAAGUGAGAUGUGACCAGAUAAUGGCAUGUCCAACUAACACGGAGGAUAGUCAGGGUACAUGUGUGGCUGCCCUGAAACCACAGGAUGAGUGGGACGGUUUUUCUUUAUUUAUUUGUGUCACCAUUUGUAUUUUCCUCUUUAAUUUUCUGAUGCAACCACUUUACGUUUCCAUAACCAAUGGUCACCAUGUUUUCACCGAUAUGAAAGAUGAUUCAAUGAUGAUGAAUAAAAAGACAGUAUGUUAUUGUGUUCCUAUUUCUGCAAACGCUGUGAUGGAAGCUACAAAUGUACCGAGGCUCAGUCUCCUUUGAAUUAGUUCAAGUAAACUCUGGUGGUUUUGACUGAAUUGUACUUUCGACAACUAUUAAACCCACUGAUCAUUCUGUAUCUUACAAUGAUGAUACUGUAGCAUCUGAAUAUUAGGACGAUCCCACCAUGGCUAAAACCCAAUGUAUUGCCCAGCAUUGAAUGCAACACUGGUAUGUAUCAAUAAAACUGUUGGAUCCUG
This is a messenger RNA of Hypomesus transpacificus, 3623 nucleotides long. It is a transcript of the gene ywhag1, whose product is annotated as 3-monooxygenase/tryptophan 5-monooxygenase activation protein, gamma polypeptide 1. The record is from RefSeq and is a predicted model, not a curated record. Gene Ontology annotation, molecular function: protein kinase C binding. Gene Ontology annotation, biological process: signal transduction. NCBI's taxonomy places the organism in Eukaryota, Metazoa, Chordata, Actinopteri, Osmeriformes, Osmeridae. Bases 157 to 900 code for a protein of 247 amino acids. Gene Ontology annotation, cellular component: cytoplasm. The transcript has 3 exons.